CGGAGGAUCUCAUGAUUUCGUCAAAGCAUAUUCUGACCUUCAGAUCUUCCGGGAGGCAACCGCGGCAUCUUCUGUGAUGGUGGCCCGGGCCGCCAUGUGGAACCCCUCGAUCUUCAGGAAGGAAGGACCUUUGCCCCUGAAGGAUGUCAUGCAGGAAUAUAUCAAAUACGCAGUGAGAUACGAUAAUCAUUAUACCAAUACUAAGUAUUGCUUGUGCCAGAUGUUAAGGGAGCAAUUAGAAAAUGCACAAGGAAAGAAGUUGCACGCUGCACAGUCUUUACAGGAAAUCUGUGAAGUUUUCGAGAUGAGUAGUUUCUUCCAAGAAGCAUCUGAUUUGCUAGAAAAGAAAAAAGUUUUGCUACAAGUCAAGAGCCCAAAUAAUAAUGAUGAUCACAAUGAAGACACAGAUGUCAUCAAAAUGGCAGUUAAGUUUGAUAAACGAGAGUAUCCCCCACAAAUUACCCCCAAAAUGUACCUUCUGGAAUGGUGCAGGAAAGAGAAGCUGCCUCAACCUGCUUAUGAAACAAUCGAAAGACCGCAGGAUCGACUGUUCUGUUCCGUUGUGACUGUUGCUGGGCAAAAAUACAGCUCAACGUUAUGGGAAAAAUCCAAGAAACUAGCAGAGCAAGCGGCAGCUAUCGCCUGUUUAAGAACUCUGGGCCUCCCCGAAGGCAAACGCCAUGAGAACGCCAAUCACGCCUUGCUUAACAAGCGCAAGAGGCAAGACCGGAAACUUUCGGACUGUAAUGAAGACAGAGAAAGCUUUGUGGUCGACGCCGUUUGCAAAAAACCUCAUUUUCUUCCCAAAGAAUCCCUUUGCCACAGUUCCUAAUCACCCCACUACCCUCCCUGGCAUUUUACAACUAUGCAGCUCUCUGGUUUGGUCCAAAUUCUCUGCCCUUUGUUUUUCUUGGAGGCCAUCAGAUGGAACAGCUAAAUUUGAAUUUUGGUCCAUAUGCCUUGAGAUAGGCAGGGAAUCUCAUACCGUUUUUUUUAAUUUUUGCACCUUUUAAUUGGGGCAAUUAAUCCUUUUGCGCCAGGGGCCCCACCCUUUUCCGUCUCCAGGAGUCACAGAGCAGGCAUUCCUCAAAUUCUUUAUUUCGGUUGUCGUCCUCUCGACAGAUCAUUAAACCUUGCAAGAUAUCGGC
Thamnophis sirtalis is the source of this 1148-nucleotide messenger RNA. The record is from RefSeq and is a predicted model, not a curated record. Lineage: Eukaryota; Metazoa; Chordata; Lepidosauria; Squamata; Natricidae.